This is a messenger RNA of Phaeoacremonium minimum UCRPA7, 405 nucleotides long. Its product is annotated as putative 60s ribosomal protein l28 protein. The transcript has 7 exons. Gene Ontology annotation, cellular component: cytosolic large ribosomal subunit; ribosome. Gene Ontology annotation, molecular function: structural constituent of ribosome. NCBI's taxonomy places the organism in Eukaryota, Fungi, Ascomycota, Sordariomycetes, Togniniales, Togniniaceae. The coding region runs from base 1 to 405 and encodes 134 amino acids. The record is from RefSeq and is a predicted model, not a curated record. Gene Ontology annotation, biological process: translation.
AUGCCUACCAGAUUCACCAAGACCCGCAAGCAAAAGCACCCGGGUGGUCGUGGUCUGGCUGGUGGCCAGCACCAUCACCGUACCAACAUGGACAAGUACCACCCCGGUUACUUCGGUAAGGUCGGUAUGCGCCACUUCCACACUCUCCAGAACCACUACUGGAAGCCCGUGAUCAACCUGGACAAGCUCUGGAGCCUGGUCCCCGCUGAGACCCGUGACGCAUAUGUCUCUGGCAAGAAGACCGAUACCGCCCCCGUUCUCGACCUCCUCCCCCUCGGCUACAGCAAGGUUCUCGGGAAGGGCAGACUGCCCGAGAUCCCGUUGGUUGUGCGCGCAAGAUGGGUCAGCAAGCUCGCUGAGAAGAAGAUCACCGAGGCAGGUGGUGUUGUUGAGCUGGUCGCAUAA